Molecule: messenger RNA, 1893 nt
Organism: Psylliodes chrysocephalus
Lineage: Eukaryota; Metazoa; Arthropoda; Insecta; Coleoptera; Chrysomelidae
Source: the annotation of a GenBank genome assembly
AUGCAAGAUUUGGCAGUCGUUCUAAAAGAAGUAAACAAAAGUCCAUCUCGACCAGCUGAAAUUAGAAAAAUGCUGUUUUCGCCCAAAGAAGAAACUUUAAAGUAUACGCCUAAAGAAACCCUAGAAUCUAUUCUUGAUAACAAUUUUAGUAAACAGCAUUAUUUAAACAUUAGAUACGAAGCUCUUUUAAGAAAAUCUCAUAUGUACCAAAUCUAUAAUGAAAUGUGGAAAUGUAAACCUAAAUGUAAAUUAACCGGUAUUACUGUGUCUGAUAUUGUAGCGAAAGUUUCUUCAUCAAAUCUUCUGGAACAUACUACAAAAAGAAUUACAUUUUUGAUGAAGUUGAAUCAAAAAUUCCUCGUAAUUCUUGCAUGUAUGGUCGCUUCAGCCAUGAGCCAAAGAGGAUCAUUUGCAGGCUCUGGCCCAAAAGGAGUUCCAAAUUUGCAUCCCAUGUUUAAGCAGAACCAAACUGAGAAUCCCCAAAAUGUGCAAGGCAAUCUGGAAAACAGAUUUGGGGAAACUGCUGGUACGACUGCUAAAAUACCUGUGGACGCCAGAGGUGAUGUCAACCUUGUUAAUCGCCUUAACGAGUGGCCCGAAGAGAACAGACCAUUUUGGUUGACCAACUACAAAAUAAUUGAGCAAAAUAGAGGAGGUUCUACUGCCGGACCAGUUGUUAACAACCAAAAUAUCCCGAACCAAGGUCAGAAUGUUGGUUCUGCAGGACAACCAAUUGGUACUGGAUCACAACCGAAUGGUGGUUUAAACCAAGCUUUCAGUAAUAGGUUUGGUGAAGGAAACAACCAACCCGAGAUCAAUAACAAUAAUUCGUUUUCUAUUAUUAUGAACGGUCAAUGGAGAACAUAUGUAUACAAUCCAAUGGCCGAUUCGUGGGUUAGAAGAGUGUAAUAUAUAAGAUAAUGUUUUAGUUGGAUAUAGUUUAUACAGAGUGAUUUAGUUUGAUAAUAGCAAACUUUUAUAUUUAUUGUUAAAUGAUUUUUUUUAUUAUUUAAAAAUUUAACGUUAUUAUCGCAUUGAAUUUUUAUUAUGGUUUUAAAACCUGUAAAUAACCAUUUAAAAAUAUUUUGUAUAAAACACGACUAUAACACCAAAUCACCCAGUAACCUUUUAACAGUACUGAUUAUAAUAUAUUCAAUUCCAGUUAUAAACUUAAGUAUUUUAGUAAACAGAGUUAUUUUUAGUAUCAUAUAUUUGUUUUUAUACUAUAGAUAAUCUAAAUUAUCAUAUCAUAAUAAUAAUAAUAACUAGAAUGAUAUUUUUAUUUCUCUAUAAUAUUUUAUAACAAUUUAUGUUAAGUCUUUUUUUGAAACUGUAUUGUUUUAUUUUUUUAAUAGUAGCAAGGCUAUACGAUACGGGGUCCCUACCAUUUUAUAUGGACAGUAUUUCUAUUUCUUAAACGGUUUACAGUAGAAAAAUGUUACGCAGUUUUGUGAUCAGUACAAUGGUGCUAAGAACUCUUUGAUAUUUACAGGGAGAUUCAAUAUUGAACAAAAAUAAAAAUUGUAAUUUCUUUAAAUUCAUUUAUAUUUGAUCGAUAUUUUGAAUCUCCUUGUAGAUAAUAAAAGUUUCUUGGCACCAUUUUAAUAAGCACAAAAUUGCGCAAAUUUUAUCUAAUUAAUUCAACUUUCUAUCUGUUAUCGUUUAGGAUAUGGCACGGUGUGUAUCAGAAUGGUAGAUGUAGAUUCUAAAAACUGUAAACAAAAAAAAAACAUAGUAUCUAUAAUUAAAUAAAAUUAUUUAUUCUGUUUCCUGUAAUUUCGCAUAAACCUGAAUUGAUUUUAUCCACAAUUUGUAGAUGUUAUAAUUAAAGUUCCUUAUUUUGAUACCUAUUAUUUAUAAGUAAAAGACUGUAAUAUUAGAGCUAGUUUUUGG